Molecule: messenger RNA, 1800 nt
Organism: Nematostella vectensis (starlet sea anemone)
Lineage: Eukaryota; Metazoa; Cnidaria; Anthozoa; Actiniaria; Edwardsiidae
Product: annexin-B12
Exons: 17
Coding region: 140-1630 (496 amino acids)
Cellular component (GO): cytoplasm
Molecular function (GO): calcium-dependent phospholipid binding; calcium ion binding
Source: RefSeq, a predicted model, not a curated record
GCCCCCCGCACUUGGCUGAUUUGAUCUGUUGGUUAAGGUUUCUUCAUUUAAUUCUACACUCUCACCAUACUCCACACAGCGAGGGCUCCUGUGAUAAGAACUCUAGCUCCUGUGAAAUUAACUCUUUGUAUUUAAGACAAUGAGCUACCCCCCUCCGGGUGGCUAUGGGAUGUACGGCUAUGGGGGUAUGCCCCGGCCAGGUGCCCCGCCUCCAAUGCCGCAACAGCCUCCCCCCCUAGGAUUUGAUGCCAUGGGACCUCCCCAGCCAGGAGGGAUGCCGAUGCCAAUGCCAGGCCCUUACCCCUCAUUUGGUUACCCCACGUCAGUACCAGGAGCUGCCCCGCCCUAUGGAGGACCCCCACCUCCUGUUUCCUGUGGUCCUCCUAUGGGGAUGCCUAGCAUGCCAAUGCCAGGUUAUGUGCCUCCACAACCAAGUCCUGCGUAUGGAGGCCAGGGGAACUUAUCAUUUGGGGCUGCGGCUAUGGCGACAACAGUGUUCCCGUCACAUUACAAAGCAGGAAUGAAUAACCCUGGCCCAAGUAUGCCACAGCCUUCUGCUUCAAUGCCAAUGUCAGAGCCCCCCAUUGUACCCUACUCCGCCCCACAAGGGGUCUCAUCUGCACCAUCAUCAUCAAUGUCAUCAGCGCCACACCUAUCCUCAAAGCCUACUCGACAGGGCCGCCCCUCAGUGAGAGAAUACACCUCAUUUGAUGGCAGAAAAGAUGCAGAUACGCUAAGAAAGGCAAUGAAAGGAUUAGGUUGCGAUAACAAGGCUCUGAUGUAUCUGCUGUGCUCAAGAACAAAUUCCCAGAGACAAAGAAUAUCUCUUGAAUACAAAACCAUGUUUGGAAGGGAUCUCAUAAAGGACUUGAAGAGUGAGGUGGGCGGGUAUUUUGAGGACACUGUUAUCGCACUGAUGACCCCUCCUGCGGAAUAUGAUGCAACACUGCUCAGAAAAGCUAUCAAGGGCUUAGGGACUGAUGAAGCUGUUCUGAUUGAAGUCUUGACAACGAGGACAAAUGACGAAAUAAUUGCCAUACGCAAUGCCUACAACACUUUAUUCUCACGUGACUUGGAAAAAGACAUCGCGGGUGACACUUCUGGGAAAUUCAAAAAGUUCCUCAUCUCCCUAUGUAACGCGAAUAGAAUCGAGACAGCGCCAGUAGAUUAUUUGAAAGCACAACAAGAUGCACAGGCGUUAUACAAAGCCGGCGAGGGUCGAUGGGGCACCGACGAAUCCAAGUUUAACAGCAUCCUUGCUUCACGGAGCUUUGAUCAGCUGAGAGCGACUUUCAACGAGUAUUCAAAAAUAUGCAAAUAUGACAUCGAGGAAUCCAUCAAGAGAGAGAUGUCAGGGGACUUGCGUGAUGGCAUGGUCACGAUAGUUCGCGUCGUUAAGAACGCACCAGCCUUCUUCGCAGAAAAACUCUACAAGAGCAUGAAGGGACUGGGUACGGAUGACAAGACGCUGAUUCGUAUCGUGGUCACUCGGUCAGAGGUGGACAUGCUGGACAUACGGGACGAGUUCCACAAGAUGUACGGCACAACGCUCGCAAGAUACAUCUCGGACGAUACAAAGGGUAACUACAAGAAAAUCCUACUUCAGCUAAUAGGCGAGCCCGUAAAGUGACCCACUGCCAUGACGUCAUAGAUUACCCAGGUCCCAUCGGCAGCUUAGUAACGAGGCUGACUGAUUCCCAGUCUAUCGCAGUUCACUGGGCGCACAGGAAUCAGAUGAGCUAUUGAAUCAAUUUAAACAUGUUUAUUUUAAAGCUUUUAGUAUAUAAAAGGUCCUCAAAA